This is a messenger RNA of Sphaeramia orbicularis (orbiculate cardinalfish), 3610 nucleotides long. RefSeq names its product cilia and flagella associated protein 221 (gene cfap221). Gene Ontology annotation, biological process: motile cilium assembly; cilium movement. The coding region runs from base 23 to 2440 and encodes 805 amino acids. The record is from RefSeq and is a predicted model, not a curated record. The transcript is spliced from 24 exons. Lineage: Eukaryota; Metazoa; Chordata; Actinopteri; Kurtiformes; Apogonidae. Gene Ontology annotation, cellular component: 9+2 motile cilium.
CCAGAGCUGACUCUUUGCCAAGAUGGAGGUGACCUGCUCUGCCCCGCAGAUGUUUACAGAGCCCCACAGGAGGGGGACUCCUCUGCCCCUGAACCCACUGGUAGAGGAAAACAGGAGCAGAGCCAACGUCCCCAAUCAUCUACUGGAAUCAAAGGUCUAUGCCAAAUUGAAAAGCAACAGCUUGAUCCAAGCAGAGCCUGCAGAAGUGCACUUCAGUGGGUUUGAGCUGGACAAGGACUACCUUAAGAUGUUGAAACUAAUCAACAUCUCAUCUGAAGUAAUGAAUAUUCACAUCAUUCCCACUCAAACCAAGCACUUCCAGACAUCUUAUACCAAAAAGUAUCGACUUAUUCCAGGUCUUGCCUAUACAGUCAAGGUCCAAUUCUGUCCUGAUGAGUGGCGGUACUUCUAUGACUGCAUUCGGGUUCACUGCAAGGGAGAGGAGAACCUGUUAAUUCCAGUUCAUGCUUACCCUGUCAUCGAUGACCUGCACAUCCCUCCUCAUAUCGACCUCCCAGCCAUACCACUUGGACAAAGUGUUAGUCAUGCUAUUCCUCUGAGAUGCAGCUGCCCCAUUGACUUUGAGUUCCAGGUGUUUGUUAUCCAGCCCAGUGAGGCCUUCUCCAUCCACCCUCUCAUAGGUGUGAUACCAGCCUGUGGUGAGGUAAACAUUAUGGUGACCUUCACUCCAGUACAGUAUGAGACGUCUCAGGUCACCAUUCAGAUCGUCGUCUCACAGUUUAACACCAAACCCUUCCUCUGCACCAUCACUGGGAGCUCCGCCCCUUAUUUAGGCAUUAGUCAUCUGGAGAGCUCGUCAGGUCACAGAGAUGUCUUGUCUGCAGAACGCAAAGGACUGGCAUCUACCACACGAGUACUUUCUCGAAGUAAACACAAAUACAGGCCAACCAAGGAAGCAAACAAACCUAAGCCUCCUGUGGACGUCUGUACCCCUGCAGGAGUGGCAAAGAUGUUGAUCAAAGACGCCAAUAAACUCAGCGCUAAAGCCCUGAGGGAAGCCAUAUCUCUUGGCGGCGCAGAAGUUCUGCAGAACAGGCAAAUGAAGGAAACUCUCUUUAUGAAAAAGGUUCAACAGAAUAUGGAGGAAGAAAAGGCCAACCGUCUCAGAUGGCAAGUUCAUCUGGGUAAACACCCCAUGUCAGAGCAAAGUAGGAGACAGAUCCUGGAGGAGAGAGAGACUGCACUGCAUGAAUACAUGGUUAAAACAGGAGAAGAAAGGCUGGAAGAAGAGUUUGCCUCUGAUAAAACUAAACUUUUCUCCAAGCGGGUGAUUUAUGAAGCAGGACAGGCCCCUGAGGGAGCCCCGUCUUUCCAGUUUUAUCCUAGUUUUCAGUGGGAGGUGAGAGAAAGAGCCCUCAAACGCUUCCAGCAGGCAGCACGCAAGGUUGUAAUCCGGUGCCGCGUGAAGCGAAGGCUGACGUGUUUGAGGAAACUGUCUGACAAUAUGAAGAAGCCCCCCUCUGCACAGAAAGAUGACAUAGAGGUGAAGCCAUGUGGUCUGAAGAUCUCUCCUGAUAAAGUCUUUCCAUUUUCAUUCCCUUCUUUCUCUGAAGAGGAUGACCCCCUGGCUGCCAGUAAUCUGAUCACCACGCUGCCUGUGGAUCCUAUUGAUGUGACUGUGACAACACAUGUUCCUUUCUUCAAGCUCCAAGUUCCCCAACAUUAUAAGCUUAUGGGGUACAAGCCUGUUUCCACCUGGGAGGCAUUUACCUCCUACAUCCCCGCUACUCUGCCCAGGCCACUGCGCUCUGAACCGACGGAAGGGGUUUUACUGCAGACGCCAGGACCUCUGUCCCCCAGACCUUUGGAGGGUGAGACAGAGGAGGAUGAGCUGAAUAAAAACCAAAACAAAGACACCGAGUCAAGUUGGGAUUGUAGUCUCACCUUCAGUGCACCUGAAUCCCUGUUCAAACCUGUUCCAGCAAACCCACUCAGAAUCUUUAAUCCAGCACCAGGCCUGCAGACCUACAAACCGACCCCGAAAUACUUGGAGAGUGAUUUGGAGUCCCACCUCUGCCCGUUGCCUAGGUAUACACUUCCUGAUGGCAACCUGUGUGAAACUCCCCACACUCAGAAACAGUUCCUGGACCACGAGGAAGUAAUCAAAGGAGUCAUGAAAUGGAAGCGUUUUGAUUCGAUCACCUUGAAUUGUCUGUCCAGUCAGCCCGCUCUCACCAGUGACUCUGCUCCAUGGAGGUCCGUCGACUACAGCGCAGAUAUACUUCCACUUAAAGUGCCCCCUCUUCUCACUGCUCCUCCUGAUGACCUGCCAGUGCUAAUGGACAAACCGUCUGAAGAAUCAGCCCUUCAACCGACACCCGACAUGAUAAGAGCUGAAUUUUUGUCUGAGGAAGCUCCAGUUUCCAAUAGCAACCUGGCUGCAGGAAUGACAGCCAGAAAAAAGAAAAAAAAGGAAUGACAGCAAGGUACCAGAUGGAGCGUCAGACAGAGGCCAGCACCAGGUCUGAACUCAGCCAGAUGGGACGAGAGUGAUGUCCAAACUGAGUCAGAAAAGAAAUGUGGAUGAUCGUACCUCACGUAAACACAUCCCAUCGCUCCUACAUGGAAAAAAAACUAACUUCAAAUAGUGUCUGCACAAAAGCACUCGAGUACAAAUAAGCAUUCCACUGCACGUGUCCCAGUCACCAAUACAAAACUCUGUGCUGUCUGUCCUGCUACUUCUAUAUUGUAAAAAAAAAAAUAGGGUUACUUUCCCACCCACCUUUAAGCUUCCCUCCCACCCACUCAAAAAUACCAAUAAGCUCCCCUUCUUUGCUCUUGCAAAGCCUGGAAAUUUGUUAUCCUUGCGCCCACUCAGAUCCGUAUAUAUGCACAGUUUUAUUCUAAGAACCACAUCACAUGGUACAGCAGCUUUCAAUUAAAUAUGAUAAUUCAUUCUGCAUUUUUAUACUGUAUGUGUAUAAGCUACUGUGCAAGUGAGUUGUGUAUAGUAUGAUUGAUUAUAUUGCAUUAUACUGUACAGUCUGUGCCAUAGUUAAUAUUUGCUGGUGUUGAUAAUUAGACCUUCCUAAUUUGCAUUCAGAGGGGGCUCUUAAGAAAUCUCUUCACAUAACAGUGAUCGGAUUUUUUAAUGUCAACAUGAGAUGUAGUGUUUGAGUUCAUAAGCUGUCAAACUGCUCUGAUGUGUCACAUGUGAUUGGCUCUUUGACUGCGAGAACGCUGCUACAGCCAGGAUUUUAUUUUCAUCAGAGACGGCAGCCUGUACCCAUACUGGCACAGAAUCCACGAUCCAUUCGCUUUCACCCCUAGAGGGAGCUCUAACUCUGCUAUUAGUACGACUCCAUGUUUGUUUGUCCUUCACUGAGUGUGUGUGGAUUCACUUAAUGACAGUGUGCUUUAGAAAAAUACAGUGCAAGUACAGUGGCUUUUUGAAUGGCUUUCACAGAUACAGAAGUGGCUCUCUGGUCAGACAGUCAAACACAUCCAGUUCUUAUAAUGAAGGUCACAUUGUUUAGACAUGGGGCUGGACUGGGGCCUAUAGCCAAACUGAUUUACUGUUAGAAUACACUGAAAUGACAGUAGAGGAUUUUAAAGGACAAGGGUUUUGCUACGACUGCAACUCUGAAAU